UAAUGUGCGCCGUACACGCUGCAGUCUGCUGCAGUCUACACGAGAGUGAUGUUGUGCGAUACGCCGUUCGUUUUACCGAAGAAUCUUUAACAAUUUAUUUGCGGUUUCUCGGGCUUGAUCCGCCUGCAGUUUACUGAGCAAGCGCGAUCGUACACAUUAUGUCCGCCAUAUUUAAUUUUCAGAGCCUGCUGACUGUAAUAUUGUUGCUAAUAUGCACCUGUACUUACAUCAGAUCGCUCGCGCCGAAUUUGUUUGACAAGCGGCUGGGAAAGGUUGGUUUCCAGGGUACUUUUUGGAAAUGUGCUAGGAUUGGGGAGAGAAAGAGCCCGUAUGUGGCUUUCUGUUGCGUCUGUAUGGCCUUUAGUAUUUUAUUUUGGUCGUAACAUUCCUACCUGGGUCAUUUGGACCAAUGCAUUUGGUGUGUAUUCCAAAAUUAUACCUUAAUAUAUAUAUAUUUAUGUAUCUAUAAGGUCCGAGAUAUGAGAAAAUAAAAGGGGCAGUUUUGAUAUCCGUUUGUCGACAAACAGCUAUAUUUGUCGUUUCAAUAAUACAUAAAAAAUACACUCGUUUAAGCUAGA
Messenger RNA from Wasmannia auropunctata (little fire ant), 578 nucleotides. RefSeq names its product protein kish-A (gene ksh). The record is from RefSeq and is a predicted model, not a curated record. Lineage: Eukaryota; Metazoa; Arthropoda; Insecta; Hymenoptera; Formicidae. The coding region runs from base 159 to 383 and encodes 74 amino acids. The transcript is spliced from 3 exons. Gene Ontology annotation, biological process: intracellular transport; protein secretion.